AUGGAGUCUGAGUUUGGAUGCUUCUUUCUUUCCAAUUACCGAGCAGCCGAUCUUAGUGCCUGUAUCUCGGGCGUGAGACUAAGCCCACCUGGCAAUCCCUCAUCAGGCCAAGAUCGCGAGACAGAGAGGGACAAAGAUGUUCAAGGCUCUUUCCCAAAGACACCAAGGUCACCACAGACACCUGAGCCUUCCAUUUUGGAUCACGGCCAAUCAGAGGUCGUCCACAAGCCGGUGCAGGGCGUGGGAGAAGUUACGGGAUCUGAGCGCAGUACGAAGGUGAUGCCAGCUGAGAAACGCCUCCAAGCCCCACCGAAGGGAGCCACGCAGAGCCCCGCCAGCGAGAGCCCACAAGGAGGUAUGCAAGGAGCCCAGCCUGCAAGAGUUCUCGAAGAGUUUCCAGCAUUGCCCCGUGCGGCGGCUGCUGCCGCGGCGGCCAGUGAGGCCCUGAAGCAGAGCACAGGGUUCGACGGGCUCGAGUGCAAAUCGAAGCUUCACAAUGAGAAGCCCGGGGAAAAGAAGGUUAUCGAAUCUGCAGUCGCUGGUUCCCGGCGACGAUCUUCUCAGGCGUCUGGUUCCUCUCAAACCCCGAAUACCCCUACUGUUCAGGAGACGUCUGUUGUGGAAAUGGAUGAUGAGGUGACACAGCAUCUGGAGGCUUUUUUUGCGGAUGAGGCAUCCUGGCAGAUGCUGCAGACUCAGCUUAAGAAAGACCUGACGGCAGGUCUGUCGCAAAGGAUCGCCAAUCUGCACGUUAAUCUGUUCAUGUCAGAGUUUAAGGUCAGCGUGCCAAAGCCUUAUCCUGGAGUUCAAUACAGGAAGUCGAAGGAUUUGGAAGAGCGAUAUUCCAGGUAUGCGGAAAAUGGGACCACGGUCUUUGGGCAGCUUGAGGCAGACGGCCAAUGGCUACGGAUCUCAGGCAACAUCUUCCUACCUGUCCGAGUUGGUCAAAUUCACAUCCUAGAUGAGGCUGACGAGGUGAAGGAGUCGCGUCAGCUAAGUCAGCUGGAUACAAAGCUUGUCCCUGAUGGAAAGGAGGAGGUUCCUGAUGGUUGGUUGCUUUGUUGCCCUUCCAAUGCCAAGCAAGAAGUUGCUGCAGCCCAGGCGGGUGGCGUUGCCCUGGAAAAGGCUGCAAAGCCAAUGAGAUCUGAGCAGAAGUGUUCAUGA
This is a messenger RNA of Symbiodinium natans, 1164 nucleotides long. Lineage: Eukaryota; Dinophyceae; Suessiales; Symbiodiniaceae. The record is from the annotation of a GenBank genome assembly.